Messenger RNA from Pipistrellus kuhlii (Kuhl's pipistrelle), 1695 nucleotides. It is a transcript of the gene DSCC1, whose product is annotated as DNA replication and sister chromatid cohesion 1. Gene Ontology annotation, cellular component: nucleus; chromosome, centromeric region; chromatin. The coding region runs from base 125 to 1306 and encodes 393 amino acids. Gene Ontology annotation, biological process: mitotic sister chromatid cohesion; maintenance of mitotic sister chromatid cohesion. NCBI's taxonomy places the organism in Eukaryota, Metazoa, Chordata, Mammalia, Chiroptera, Vespertilionidae. The transcript has 9 exons. The record is from RefSeq and is a predicted model, not a curated record.
GCCCCAGCCGCUUUGGCGCGCUUUAGAAACUGGUCCGUUCCGUGUACAUUUCCCAGUCGCGGCAGCUCGGGAGGCUCAGUUCUAGUGUUCUAAGCCUGCGGCCUCCCAACCCCGCGCAGCAGCAAUGAGGAGGACCCGCGACGAGGUGGACGCGACGCUGCAGAUCGCCAAGCUGAACCCAGCGGAGCUGCUACCAGCCGUGCAGUGCCUGGGCUUCAGCCCCGGGGCCAGCGCGGCCGCCGGCGGCGACUUCUGCCUCCUGGAGCUGGAGCCCGCGCUGUGCCAGCAGCUGGAGGCGGGGUGCAGUAUGGUGAUUCGUGGUGAUAAAGAUGAACAGGCUGUGCUGUGCAGUAAAGACAAAACCUAUGACUUGAAGAUAGCAGAUACUUCCAAUAUGUUGCUUUUAAUUCCUGGUUGUAAAAUUCCAGGCCAGCUAAAGAUGGAAGAAACCCACUGUAACAUUAUUCACACUGAGAUCUUUGGUUUUUCUAAUAAUUAUUGGGAACUAAGAAGAUGUAGACCUAAAUUAAAGAAGCUAAAGAGACUUUUAAUGGCAAAUACCUAUGAAGGACCUGACAGUCAAAAAGAAAAGGAUUCCAAUUACUCAAAAUAUACAACUGAAGAUUUGCUUGAUCAAAUUCAGGCAAGUGAGGAAGAAAUAAUGGCCCAGUUACAAGUUCUAAAUGCCUGUGAGAUUGAAGGUUAUUGGAGGAUUCUUGAAUUUGAUUAUGAGAUGAAACUUCUGAAUCAUGUAACUCAGCUUGUGGAUUCUGAAUCAUGGUCUUUUACUAAAGUUCCUUUGAAUAUAUGCCUUCAGGAACUUGGACCAUUAGAACCAGAAGAAAUGAUUGAGCACUGUCUUAAGUGUUAUGGAAGAAGAUAUACAGAGGAAGGUGAAGUUUAUUUUGAAUUGAGCGCUGAUAAAAUCUGCAGAGCAACAGCACAAAUGCUACUUCAGAAUGCAGUGAAGUUCAACCUCGCUGAGUUUCAGGAAGUGUGGCAGCAGAGUGUCCCUGAAGGAAUGAUAACCAGGCUUGAGCAGCUUAAGGGUUUGGCCUUGGUGGAUAGACAGUCAAGACCAGAAAUCAUAUUUUUGCUAAAAGUAGAUGAUUUACCUGAGGAUAAUCAGGAACGUUUUAAUAGUCUAUUCUCUCUAAGGGAGAAAUGGACAGAAGAAGAUAUUGCUCCAUAUAUUCAAGAUUUGUGUGGAGAGAAGCAAACCAUAUGUGCAUUACUCACUAAAUAUGCUCGAUCUUCAAUGCAAAAUGGUGUUAAAGUUUAUAACUCAAGAAGACCCAUUUCUUAAAAGUACAACAGUCUUUUCUUUGCAAUUAAAGUUCCUUUGUAAAGUUGCUGGCUAUUAUAAGAAAAAUAUUCUUUUAUACAUUUGUAUUUCAGACUUUAAAAAACCUUGUACUGUGAGGCAUUUUUCUUUUCAUCUUAAGCAUUUUGAAACUACUGCUCCUCUUUUUUCUUAAACCUAAGAGGAUAUUUCUGUCUUUCAAGUUAUGUUUGUAUUAAAUACAGAAUGUAAACAAGGACAGAAGAAAGUGUUAUGUCUUAUGUUUAGUAUAUAUCUAUAGUUCAUUUGGUUUUAUUUAUUGAAAUUGUUUGCUUUUUAAAUAUUUAAUAUUUUAUUUCUUUCAUUAGGAUUUGACAUUGUAAUCAUUAAUAAAUUUAUAAGUUCUUAGAGAA